AUGCCUGGAGGACGAGGGGCGAAGAAGAGUGGACGCGGUGACGGAGGACGCGGUGAGGCGUCACGUCAGUCGCGUCGUGUUCAAGGUAUGGAGCCUGAGGAGCACAAGGACCUGGAAACAGUCGUCCGCGACGCUCGGAAGGCGAAGAAGGCUGCUCGCGAGAGCGAGGCAGUGCAAGGUGGGGACGGCGAGGCGUCUGCAGUCCAAGGUCAGCCUGCUGUUGGAUCGCAAACUCAGGAGGAAGAGGUUUCCCCUGAGUUCCAAGGUUCGACGGAGGUGAAUUCUGGGUCGCCGAUUCCUGAAGUCCCAGAGGAGCACACCCGCGAGGGUGGUGCUCAGGCGUCUGAGGGAGGCGCCAAUGCGGUUGAGCCCCCGGAGGUGAUUGACUUGGUCUCAUCUUCGGACGAGUCUGUUAUGGAAGUGAAACCGGAGUCCGUGCGAGCGAAGGAGGAGGCGAAGAACCAGAGUUCCAAGGUGAAUUCUGGGUUCGCACCACCUGAACCCAGAGUCUCAACGCCAAGUUCGCAGGCGGCACCCAGGAAGACGCCUGAAAGCGACAUCCGGGAAGCUGCUGCGCCUGCUCCGGAAUCGGGAGCAGCGGCGUUGGACGCCGGGAGCAUGGUGCUGUACGUCCGACGUGAAGUUCGACGCUGGGAAGAGGUGAAUCCUGGGAAGGUGACGCCGCCAAGUGUCGUUUAUGAGUGGCCGACUCCGAAACCGGAUGCCAACUCGUACUUCGCGGCCGCGUACGCAACGGGAGACUACUUCAAGUGA
This is a messenger RNA of Phytophthora sojae, 774 nucleotides long. RefSeq lists its product as hypothetical. The coding region runs from base 1 to 774 and encodes 257 amino acids. The record is from RefSeq and is a predicted model, not a curated record. The transcript has a single exon. Lineage: Eukaryota; Oomycota; Peronosporomycetes; Peronosporales; Peronosporaceae.